Molecule: messenger RNA, 660 nt
Organism: Adineta ricciae
Lineage: Eukaryota; Metazoa; Rotifera; Eurotatoria; Adinetida; Adinetidae
Source: the annotation of a GenBank genome assembly
AUGUCGAACAAUAGCAAUGAAACUGCAGAUUAUAACGAUGUUGAUUUGUUUACAUUAGAAACUCCGUUUAGUAGAAUUCUAAACUUCAGUAUACUAAUCACUUGUUUAAUUCCCGCAAUGAUUUGUACACUGGUAAUCUUCUAUUAUUUUAUUCGAUUAAGAGAUCUACGGGCAAAACAACAACAUCAUGUUGUAAUUAUUUUAUUAUUUUUCAAUUUCAUCAUUAUGAUAGCUGAAUUGCCAAUCACUCUUAUACAUCUUCAUUAUGGUCAACUUAUUCCGCCAUCUUAUUCUCUUUGUAUCUAUUGGAUAUUUCUUUGUAAUUCUCUUUUUUCCGUCAAAUUGGAGAAUACACCACAGCAAAAAUCAAGUUUUAAAGGAGUUGUACCGAUAUGCUCAGCACAUGCACUUCAAAGAACUAACGAUUGUCAAGGCCACGAUAAACCAAAUCAGUCUAAAAGUAUUAUAUUGCAAGUUUCAUCGGAUCCAUUAUGUAUUCGAAAUGCGAAAUAUUUUUCAAAUCUUGCGAUGCCAUCUAAAUCACCAAUAAAGGUGUACCUGCUGCUCAACAGCAAAGUUCAUUUAUCGAUGAUCGAAAUUUUCUUUUGUUCAAAAACUUUCUAUCGAAAACUGCAAAAUGAAUUUCAUCAAUCGUCGUAG